GCUUUAGAACUAUUUAAUAAAUAUUUGCACGUAAAGACGCAUAAACUUCGAGUUACGAGUGGAGGUCGAUCAACUAGCUCUCCGAUAGCCGGUUCAGUCGAUGCAGCUUUUUGUACAAGCAUUUGCGGUCCUCUCGAUAGUAUCGUGUGAACAGUCGGCUUUCUGCUUCAUUCUUCAAGAACGGUCAUAAUCGGUAGUCACACUAACAACAUUCUUUGUUUUUUAACAUUGACAAAAUUAAUGUUUACAUGGAAUAUAUCAUCUACGAUACAGUACAGUAUUUCUUGAAACUUUUUUGGUAAAAUGUGUAUAUCUACUGGAGUAGUAUAUAUUAGUAACUAUUAGAAAAAAAGGGAAGAUCAAAUUUUGACAUUGAAAAUUGAUUAUUCCUACAAUGAAAACUGUACUUUGAUUCUAGAACUUACUUCAUUUUAUUAAAAUGAACCGUUUGCAAAAAGAGGUUCAAGAAAUAUUACAGUGCAUCCUUUUAUUUGUGUUUACUUAUAAGUAUCAAACUACAAAUCUUACCGGGCUCUUAAAGAUCGUACUCACACGGAAGAAAUUUGGUUCAGGUUUAAUGAAAUUAAGUUCUCGAAGAGUUAUAUGUUCAAAUGUAUACUUUUUACUCAAAUUAUGCGAACAAAUUUAAUUAAAAAUUGCACGAAUCGAGAAGGUUUUAUUCAACCUUGAUCCAUAUGAACCUCAAAAGGGAUGAACCGUGCUUCACAGAUGCGCUUGGAGCGGCUACUGGGAUCACGCUCGAUUGAUGCAGACAUCAUCUUCUACUGCUCUUUAAGCCGUUACAUAAACUGCGAAUUUACGAACUAAAUUCCAUGGAAAAUUUGUAUACAAUGAACCCCUCGAUCAAGCUGUCACGGAGACCGCCGGGAGUCACUUCUCCUUGGCCUUUCUCGACGAACAAAAAUUACUUUUGUUUCAGUCGAAACAAGGUUCCUCUGUCUUUGGUUCAAUAGCAUCGGAUCGUUAUCAUAUAAUAUUAAUACUUUAAUCCUUCUAUUAGUUAUACAAUUUGUACCAAAAAAUUGCGUGGUUGAUAUAUUUUACAAGAACGAAGAUACGCAUGGAGGACUAUUCACAGAAUUUCCGGUAGCUGCAGCUUUAAGAUGAAAAAAUUAUGCUGCAUCACGCGGAGAAAAACAUUGACCGAGCAUGUGAUACGAUCUUCGAUGAUGAAUUAUUGGUACAAUACUAUACUUGUGUUUCUUUUAUUUAUCAAGUAAUCAAAAUUGAAGGUAAAGAGCUUGCAUUUUCACUGAUGAAUCGUACAUCAUUAUUUAAUUAGUUCAAAUGAUUGUAAAGCUAAAUGGAUACCAUUAGUAUAUACCACUCAAUCCUACUUUCAGCUCAAUGCACAUUAUAAACAUAUGGCUCGUUAAAGAAGUCAAACUUUCUUUUACCGUAGCUACGCCAGACCUACUCGCGUGGGCGUAAAGGCCUGGUUUUACGUGAUUUCGUAACGGCAACAGACCGAUUUCCAGUAUCAAAAAGCGUUUCAUGAAGAUCCUGAAGGCCUUCGAAGUCUCCCUCCUCAUCCUCUUUCCCAGAACGCCCUAGCGUACGCGAAUGAAGUCUGGCUACAUUCAAAUAUCGCUUGUGAAAUAAUCAGAGGUUAUGCAAAAUAACGAAGUGUGGGAAACAGACUUUACCUUGGCAAUGGACGAUAAGUAUCACGAAGUACUAUUUAAACAAAAGAGUACCAGUCUCGUAUAGCGAGGGGACAUAAUCAAAAACUUCUGUAAACUAAUUGUUACACAUUUCCAGGCAACUUUACCUUAUAUUUCCUUCGUUAAACACUAUGGGUUCUCCGAACGGAAAGAAUAAGACUUGGAGUACUACCCAAAAGAUCAUUACGACUUUAUCUACGUGGACGAGGAUUCUCAUCAGCUCGUGUGAUGAGAAGAUUCAUCGAUUGUCUGGUUCUUUAAAAAGUCUUAAAAAGAUUAUCAAUUAACUAAAAAUCUAGUUCUCAAUGCGCAGUGAAUUCGAACUCGCUGCGGUGACAUAAAAUUUGCUAUAAGACACAUGUUUUUGUUCCAUUAAAGGGUCAUUGAAAUGUAGAGGCUUAAAAAAAAAUCAAUUUCCGUUUUAUAUUAUUCGAUUAAUUAUAAUCUGAAUUCGAAAAAUUGAUGGUAAUGCUAAAGGGGACUAUCCCUAUUCGAGUAUCCGUUUCAAAUAAGCCAAAGAAUAAAGUAAUCUCUUGAAUCGAUUGAAAUUUAUCUAACAGAUAACCACCGUGUUUCUCUUGUCUAUAAAGUAGGAAGACCCCUUAACGUUUCCUGGCCCGUAGACAAGGGAGACGAAAGUGACGGGGGCGACGUCGAGGAAGGCCUGGGCAACCUGUAACGGUGACGUCGGCCCGAUGAUACCUGCUCCGAGACUAUGAGAACGAGGCGGCUAGCAGCGGGAGCAAGAGCGGCAGCGUUUCAAGUGGGCGUAAGGGCCGGGAGAGAGAACGUCGUCCCGUGUUCCAUACAUGGCUAUGCUAUGUGGAAACCGAGAGACACAGAGAGACGGACGCACCGGCGGAGUCCCCACCGUGUGGACACGGCGGAGGCGACGUUUUCUCGACACGAGUGCCCACCGUAUGCCCCGUGCACAGUAUCAGCUAGCACGACGUCGUCGUACGGUCGUUCUUUGCGUUUGCGACGAAUAAUACGAUCCCGUGAUUAUCGUCAUCUCGCGAAUCACGACGGGACGCGGUAUUAUCGGGAUGUAAACGCGCGCGCGUUACGGAAACUGUGGAUUCGAACGGAAGAUGCGCUCGGCGAACGCGUCACUGGCGUGGGUGUUACCGUCUAUCUUUGCUACAUUCGGCCAGAAGGCACCGACGCCCGUCUAAGCAGCCGUGGUUUCGAGAUUCAAGCGUCCGCGCCUAUGGCCGAGUGACAGCUCUUGCGGUUCGGCGAGCGUGCGAUUGGCCCGCUCGUGCGCUUACCUUUCGAGCGUUGCUUGCGCGCGACAGCCAACGUGGGUUGGAUGCGUGAGGGUCCGUGCCGCGCCUGCGUGAGUGCUACGACGUACCAGCAGCGUGUGCGUGCGCCGAGGGUGAAGAGGACCCGCAGGGGCCACCAAACCAGAGAGACACACAUCGCUGUAGGUAGGAUGCUGUGGACGUCUCGAUGUUCGCUGAUCCUGUUGCUCACAACGUUGGCGUCGUGCAUGAACGCAACGAAGGAUGACCUCGCGGGUGACGAGACGACGUCCAACGUGAUCUCCACGACCGUCUCGACCGCGACGUCGUACACGACGCUAUCCAGCUUGAACGGAGUCGAGGAGAUGCCGGUGAAUUCGUCAAACGUUGUAAAAAGUACGGACGAGGAGAAUGCAAAAGACUCGUCCCACGCGUCCUCGCCUUCGUCUGACACCGUUUGGGAGUGUCCAAAUAUUACAAAAGCGGGCAUCGAGUGUUCAUGCGACUUUCCACACACGCUAAGAUGCACCGGCGAUAGAACCACGCUGCAGAUCAUCAACAAACAUCUGAGGUACAGUCGUCCAGGAACAAUUUCUCUUCUUGAUGUAACCGUUACAGGAAUCUCCCUAUUACCAGCACGCUUCCUCGAAGACGUGGCCCUACACGGACUGGUUAUUUCUACAGGAGAGUUGAGACGGGUACAUGAAAAUGCGUUUACAGCUCUAGCAAGGCCCCUUCAAGCCCUGGGACUUCCGAACAAUCUCUUGGACUCCGUCCCUACUGUUGCUCUAUCGCACCUCGUCGGACUGGAACGAUUGGAUUUGUCUCAGAAUAAGCUGAAAACUUUGGAGGCCAACUCAUUCAAGGGCAUGUCGAACCUAACAUAUUUGGACCUGUGCGACAAUUUAUUGUCGCAAUUAUCGCCGCAAGCGUUCGCCGCGUUGCCGGCGUUACGUUCGUUGAGGAUGCGUGGGAACCGUUUGAGCGUCUCGGCGUUGUCGGCACUCAGAGGCCUCAAGAUCUUGGAGGAGCUGGAUCUCUCCAAUAAUCUUUUGUUGGGUCCCAUGGGUCCAAAUCUUCUUCCUCAAAUGCCACAGCUGCGUUUCCUCACUGUAUCCGAAAACGAGUUGGUGAACAUUCAGCAAGGAGCGUUGGUAGGGCUGAGGAACUUGUCUUACCUCAGCUUGAGUCACAAUCAGAUCGAUGUAUUGGAAGACCACUCGUUCAAAUACCUGUCAACCCUCACCAGACUUGAUUUAGCGAACAACCGCAUCGUCGCGGUGUCCAGCUCUUCAUUGGCGCAUUUAGAAAAAUUAAUUACGCUAGACCUGACACACAACUUCCUACGAUCUCUAACUGCCGAUCUGGUGGUGCCGUUGAAGAGUCUCCAAGAUCUGCGGCUGGACGACAACGAUAUCACAAUGGUGGCUAGCGAUGUACCAACGUCCAAGUUACGUUUAAAAAGACUCUCCCUGGCCGACAAUCCUCUCAACUGUGACUGCACAUUGCUAGAGUUCGCCAAUUGGUUGAGUAAUUCCAGUCUAAACGAGGAGGACAAGUCCUCAGCCGUCUGCGCAACGCCACCCGCUUUGGAAAACGGUAUACUGACGCAAGUUUCUCCUGGUAGUCUCCUUUGCGGUGAGCCUACGCCGCCGAUCACAACCAAAGAGCCUCUAACCGGUGGCCAACUGACAUUGAAAGAGUUUCAUUAUGAUAAAUCAACUGGUGUCAACCUUCUGUGGCAUGUGGAGAUGUGCACAGAACGGUACACAUGCGACACAUUGAUCGUUUACGAGACCAUAGGCGAUAGCGAAGUACAGACAGUCUCUAGUUCUUUGCAUUGUGAUUCGCGCUUAAUGAGAGAUCCCUGCUCCUUACCUGUAGCUAUACCAGCCUCGAUGCAUUUGCAAUUAGGUCAUAAAUAUCGUUAUUGCGUGGUACUCCUUGUACCAACCGGCUACGAUGAUGUGUCCUUAGGCCUGGGAUGUAGCGAUGUGAUGACCCUCGUGGAAACCAAACGAGAAUUACAGCAAGAUCAAGAAACCACCGUAGCCCAGUCCUCCGUCACAAGAAUAACCGGAGUUUACGCGAACGUGUCCGACCAGGGUUUCAUGCACAUCGACGUCAGCUUAUCGUCUUUGAAGAAGUCGAGUCUACCCGAAUGCGAGUUAUCCGUCAUUGUCUUCGACGCCGAAUCUGCGGUGCACAAGCAAAAGCUCAACUGUAGUUUAACGUUCGUAACGUUGGAGGUACUGUUGCCCGGUCGUUACAAGGUUUGCGCUAGCCUCGACGAAGUUAAUGAGGAAGAUGUUAUCGCAAACUUCGUAAACGAUCGGGAUAGACUCCGUUGCGUCGAGGUACAGGGGUUCAAACAGAAUACCGAAAUAAUCGUCUUGGCGAUAAUUGGAGCGGGUUGUGCACUUCUGAUCGUACUGGUAGUCCUCGGUCGAAGCGUCGUAAAGAAGGUGAAGCACCCCAGGAUACAGACACAAUGUUUUCUACCUGCUCAGGAGUUCGAGAUAACUCAUAAAGCACAUUAUAUCAAAUUACUGGCUACGACAAAGGUCUGAUCCAUUCCCGACAGAGUAAUCUCACAUUUCGUUAAAUAGACUGGAGAAACUUUUCAACAGAUUCUGAUAUAGUCGAUUUUAACGAAAGCAUUGUCAUGCUAGCAUUGUAAAUAAUACAACUUAUUCUCGUUGAUUAUUUAAAGUUUUUGAAAUCGAAUAAUUUCCUCGGUAGGAGAAAAGGGUGUCGUAUCUGAUUCUAUUGUACAGGAUCGUUCCCAUGAGCUACUAGUCACAAAGUAGAUAAUUCCAAAUAGAAUGGUAAAUAUCACUAAAUCGUAAGAAUCCAUAUGGGAUUAAGAGAACAAAAACAGUGCAUAAUUGAAUCGAUUUAAAAUAAUCACGGUGAAAAUCGUGUUCUAUAUGGGAUUAUUUGUGAGAAGGUAAUAGAAGUGACACGAAUAGAUUAUUAUAAUAAUCUAUUGUUGUUUGAAGUACCCAGUUUCCGCACUGCCGUCGUAAUUUAUUUAAGUAAAUAAUAUUUGACGAAAAGUAAUGGUAUGCUAAUAUUUUACAAGCAUGUGCUAAUUGUAUACAAACUAGAUUCAACAAUAAAUUAACCUUCACGUGAAAAUAGGUAAAAAUUAAAUAAAGCUAAUGGCAUUUAGCAUUUGCACAUGCCUGAUAUAUCAUUAAUUAUUAACAAGAAUUAAGCAUGAAUCAAUUAUUAGUAUUUAAUGUCGCAAAAGAAUCGUAUUUAUAAUAUUUUUGAAAUUUUAGUAUAUGUAUAAAGUUAAAAUAUCACAUAGAAGAAUAGGAUACUAACAUAUGAAAAAUUUAGCUUAUAUUUUUACAUUUUUUAUAAAAUCUUUUACUUAAAAUUGUUACAUCUUACCCAAGCAUUCGUGAAGUUGUACAUAUCUUUGAUAAGUUUUAAGAAACAGAAUUCUAUAAUAACCUUUUUCUGUUAUACCUGUUUUAAUAAAUAUAUUUUUAUUGUAAUAUAUUACUAAUUCUAGGAUACGCUUUAUGUAAAUAGUUUUUUUUUAAUCACUACGCAUAAGAAAAGCUUGUAACUGUACUGUAAAAUAUUGCAUAAUAAUGAUUAUUACAAGUUCUAUUGUA
Messenger RNA from Hylaeus volcanicus, 6564 nucleotides. RefSeq lists its product as uncharacterized. The transcript has 5 exons. Gene Ontology annotation, molecular function: protein binding. The coding region runs from base 2998 to 5502 and encodes 834 amino acids. The record is from RefSeq and is a predicted model, not a curated record. NCBI's taxonomy places the organism in Eukaryota, Metazoa, Arthropoda, Insecta, Hymenoptera, Colletidae.